Molecule: messenger RNA, 458 nt
Organism: Manduca sexta (tobacco hornworm)
Lineage: Eukaryota; Metazoa; Arthropoda; Insecta; Lepidoptera; Sphingidae
Exons: 2
Coding region: 19-405 (128 amino acids)
Source: RefSeq, a predicted model, not a curated record
GUCAAAAAUAAAUGAUUCAUGUUAUUUCAGCAAGACCUAAUCUCCUACGUGCUGGCACUCCUCACCGACGACGAGGCCUGGUGCGGGUCGUGUGGAUGCAACGCUGUUUUGGGCUCACCGGCGCCACUCCGCGACCUGCAACUCUUCGGGGACCUGGAACUGGCAGUCAUGGCCGCCUCGCGCGAGGAGUAUGACGCACAUGCCAAACUCGUGAGAGCUGAGUACUCGAAGCUCACAAACGAUAAUUACGUAGAGCUUAGGAUUAAGGUUUUAAACCAAUUCACCCAAAUACCAAAACUAUACCACACGCCUGAGUUCGAAUGCUUUGAAGUAGCGGCGAGAGAGAACAUCGAGCGAGAAAUAUGCACACUCAGAGAGCACUUACUCACCGGCCGGAAAGACUAGCCACUGUCCGACUUGACAAAUGACAGACGGUGUUUUGACAGCUGUCAAACUAG